UUUAGUUUUGUUAAAGAUUUGUAAAAAGUUAUUGCUAUGCAAAUAAAUGAGGCAAGCUAUAUAAUAUAAAUAUAAUUAAUACUUCAUUAAAGUGUGAAAAGUACCGAAAAUGCAUAAUCAAAAUAAAACUAAUAAAAGAAGAUAAGUUCGUUUGAAAGUGUGAAUGAUGUCAAACUAGGUACUGCAAUUGUAAUUACUGUUAACACAUUGCUUCGUAAUACUUAACAAUAGUAGCCAAAAUAGUCAAUUGGAGCAUUACUAGCUUCUUCUUUUCCACAUUAUUUGGGGCAAUCUAUAACCGGUGAAGACUAUCAGAGAGUGAUACCGUAUUUAGUAACCGUCAUACUUCAAACCUCAUAAUGGUUGAUCCAUUUCUUGCGACGAAUUACAAUGUUUUAGAGGUAAUCUUCUCUUAUUUGGAUUUACGUGAUUUGAAAAAUUGCGCAUUGGUUUGCUGGAAUUGGUACCAUUUUCUGAAUGAUGAAAGUUCAGAAGUAUGGCGAAUGCAUUGUUUGCGAAAGUUACCACAAGAGGCUCUAAAAUCAGAUUUGUUGUCUUCAGUUACUACCUAUAAAAAAAGAUUACGCGCUUAUUAUCAUGCCUGGAACCCAAAUGAUUGCUCACGUAAUGUUUAUAUAAAACCAAAUGGGUUUACUUUGCAUCGCAAUCCCGUUGCACAAAGCACAGACGCCGCACGUGGAAAAAUAGGGUUUCGGCAAGGACGGCACUCAUGGGAGGUCAUAUGGGAAGGACCACUUGGCACGGUUGCCGUAAUUGGUAUAUCCACAAAAGAAGCAGUUUUACAAUGUCACGGUUAUGUGGCCUUAUUGGGUUCAGACGAUCAGAGUUGGGGAUGGAAUUUGGUGGAGAAUAUGUUGCUUCACAAUGGUGAUGCGCAAGGAAAUUAUCCCUUGUUAAAUAAUCCACCAAAGUAUCAGGUCGGCGAACGGAUACGCGUCAUACUUGAUUGUGAUGAUAACACAUUAUCUUUCGAAAAAAACAGUGAAUUUUUAGGUGUAGCGUUUAAAGGUUUGCCAGACAAAAAGCUGUAUCCAACGGUGUCCGCGGUAUAUGGGAACACUGAGGUCUCAAUGGUGUAUUUAGGACCACCGUUAGAUGGUUGAAAUUUUUAUUUGCAUUUUUUUUCUACAAACAGUAUGGUAAAAAAAACAAUUAGACAUAUAUAAACUAUAUGUAAAAGAAAUACGUUUUCACACAAGAAGGGGCAAUGAUUUUAAAAGCAUAA
This is a messenger RNA of Bactrocera latifrons, 1246 nucleotides long. RefSeq names its product F-box/SPRY domain-containing protein 1 (gene Fsn). The record is from RefSeq and is a predicted model, not a curated record. Bases 360 to 1124 code for a protein of 254 amino acids. The transcript is spliced from 4 exons. Gene Ontology annotation, molecular function: protein binding. NCBI's taxonomy places the organism in Eukaryota, Metazoa, Arthropoda, Insecta, Diptera, Tephritidae. Gene Ontology annotation, cellular component: SCF ubiquitin ligase complex; synapse. Gene Ontology annotation, biological process: synapse assembly involved in innervation; proteasome-mediated ubiquitin-dependent protein catabolic process.